UUUUUUUAAUUGUGUGAAUCAAUUUGGACAUAAAGAUUAUUCCCGAGAAGUAUGAAGUAAUUCUGUUCGCCGGUUUUAAUAUUAUCUAUAAAACAUCGCAAUCCGGGACCAUCGGGAGUCGGGAGUCGGCAGUACUAGAUUUACCGCCCACCGAGUUCCGGCGCAUGAGCGUCAAUGUUUACAUUCCUUGAUCAAUCACGAACGAGUUGGAUGACAUGAUGUGUCUUUAAUUUGACAACUGAUAAGUCACUAAAUACUAAAGCAAAGAAUAUAUGAAAAGUGCAAAUGAUGCUUGAAGUUGAAUCAAAUGCAGAAAGUUUGCAGGACAAAAAACUUUCAAAUGGAAUUAAACGUAAAGACGUAAAGGGCAAGAAAAGGGAAAAGUAUAUUCCUACAUCAGAGCCCCUGGAGCUUCCCUUCUGUCGUAUAUGUGGAAAGAGAGCAUCGGGAAUACACUUUGGAGUGUACAGCUGUGAAGCCUGUAAGGCUUUCUUCAGACGAUGUUUACAACGAAAAACACCAUUUAAAUGUGACAAGGGUGGUGACUGUGUGAUAGAUGAACAACAGAAAGGCCUGAAUUGUUCCGCAUGUCGCCUGAAAAAAUGUCAAGACAUAGGAAUGUCAAAAGAAGGUAUUCGAAUAGGUCGCUACUCUACAGCAGAGAGAACCAAUGUCAUAAUGGAGGUCAAGAAACUGAAUGCCUCAACAGAAACUGCCCAGCGACUGUCCUUGACUCCCCAUUUCAAGGACACUGGGUGUCCAUCAUUUACCGAGUUCCUAGUAAACACUUCAGAAAGUUUAAAUAUUCCCCAAAACUUGGAUGCCUUGGAUAUUCCUCAAGAUUUACAAUUGAUUGAGGAUCCAAUCCUGUUUGCAGAUGACAGAUAUUUAGAGGUGGAGACAUCUUCAGAUGGCAGUAAAGGAUCACCAUACAGCCAAUCAGAAAACUCCUCUGCAUCGUCUCUUUCCUCUCCAUCGUCUUUUUCAGUAAUCACUCCUAAUUCUGCAGAAUAUCUCAGUAGCGUAGUUGAAUUGUUAGAUGUUAGUCAGAUGCCUUCACCCGGUGGACCCCUGAACCAGUUGUUUGAUUGCGAAGAAGGUAACCAGAUUGUAAACCAGCUGAUGACUGGUUAUCAUUAUCUCCAACCAUUCACAAAGUCCCUGACAGACGAGGAACUCAAAGACAUUUUUACACAUGGAGUUGAACAAUAUGAAGAAAAGGUGAGGCUGUUUGGGAAGAUGCAGUAUUUGUCAAUAGAAGAAUACAGAGAGAUAUAUAGAAAGACCCAGAUUGAUGUGGAUGGUAGGAUAGAACUCUACAGCUUAGGGCGAACGGAGAUGAACAAAAUGUUCAACGAGUAUGUCAAGUUCAGUCAUGGUAUUAUUGGCUUCACAUCCCUGCCUCCAAAGGACCAAGCUGCUUUAUUAAAAGCUGCCAAUUUUGACUUUAGCAUGAUCGUGGAUUAUCGUGCGAUAGAUAUGGACAAGGAGAUGGUGUUAAGUUACACUGGGAAACUGCUGCCAAUGAGUGAAUGCUGCCCCCACACACCUCUGGAGACUAUAAAACGAUGGUCAGAGUUCUGCGCAGAGAUACAAAGACUAUAUCUGAGUCCCCAGGAGCAUGCGUUAAUGCUUGGAAUUUGCCUGACAUUUCAAGACAGGUGUCAGCUGGAGUAUCCAGAGAAAGUGGAGGAAAUUCAGAACAAGAUGAUAAAGGCACUGGUCAUUUUAUUACAAGAUGUUCACAAACAAGGAAGUGGGCGACGACUGGCAAAAAUCAUGGACAUGUUUGUACGCCUGCGUGAUAUGAACAAGGAAUUCUAUGACCUCCUAGAAGAAAUUUGUAAAGAUGAAUUUGUAACAGAAUGCAUUCCGGAAAUAUUUCUUUAUUUUUGAAACCAGGAGUGAUCAGUGACGGAAUGGUUAUUUUUGUACAUCAAUUAAUGAAUUAGAUGUUGCUGAUCAAUGAAUUAGAUGUUGCAGGAUUUUGUAUUGUUUGAUCAAUUUUGCUUUUUAUAUUGGUCUUUUGUCUGAAAUUGUCAACGUGGAAACUUUUUUUUUACCUUAAGUGAACUUUUCUGGUCAAAAUUCAUCUGCUGGCUUGUUAUCGUCUGCUAACUUGACACCUUUUUUACUUUUCCACAAUAACAGGAACAUUUGCAAUCAUGCUUUUCACAAAGCUUCCUUUGUUGAGAGUUUUUCUGAUUUGUUUUGGACAAUUAGGAAAUAGUAAAAAUAGGUUUAAUAGGGUUUUUACAAAACUUCUUUAGAAUCAGUACUCCAUAAAAUCUAACAUGAAAUGAAAGCUAUCCCAUAUAUACUAAAGAUUGUUCAAACCAUUAUCCAUGAUUCAUGGCUAUGGUAGUGCCAGAAUUGCGGUAUCACAUUUUGCAUAGGAUUAUAGUAUAAAGAAAUCGUGAUUUUUUUUCUCUUAAGAACCAGAAAGCUUCAAUAUAUCAAUUUGAUAUGUAAAUAUACUUGUGUCCCCAAGGUCAUAGUGGGGUUGAAAUCAAGGUUUUGAAGUCUUGCAUAGGAAUACAUAAGAAAAAAUCUUUUAAAUUUUCUCAAACAGUUUGUAAAUUUUAUAUAGGAAUAUAAUUUAAAAAUCGAGAAUCACAAGGGCAGGGAUUGUGAAAUUGAUAAGUGCAUAUUGUUUAACCACUUUUCUUAGUGUACAUUUUUAAAACCAGAGCCAAUAUGGGACAGUAAUAUGGGUUUAAAAUAAGUAUCUAUCUACAUGUAUGUAUACCGGUAUAUAAGGUGACUCAGAUUAAUGUUGUGGCCCAUGGGCCUCCCAUUUGUAUUAUACUGUUGCUUUAAACAUUUGUGUAGAUGUCGUGACAAGUUUUGGUGUUUGCUUUUCAAAGACUGACUUUGGAUGAUGUACAUGUAUGUUGAUUUUUAAGCUCACUUGAGCCUUCAGUCAGCUUUUCUCAGACUGAUAAUUUUUGACUGAGUUGCACAAUGUGCAAAUGGCUUAGUUUACUUUGUGUAAUCAACUUCUCUCACACCUCUAACUUCACACUCCUCAAACUUUGUGCAGUUGUUAUGGAUACAUUGAAGAUAUGGGGGGUGUCUUUUUGAAAGUGUUCAGCUAUUUUUUGAAAAAUUUACAGAUAGUUGAACGUUGCCAUCUUUUAAGAACAACUUGAAUAGACGUUACUUAUUUUGUGUAAUCAACUCCUCUCACACCUCUAACUUGACACUCUUCAAACUUUGUACAGUUGUUAUGGAUACAUUAAAGAUGUGCAUGUGUCAUUUUGAAAGGGAUCAGAUAUUUUUUGAAAAAUUUACAUUUAGUUGAACUUUCAUCAGAUUAAUAUGAAAUAUUCCAAAGCAUUGUAAUUUUGCAGCCCAUUAAUUAAUUAAUCUACACUGUAACAGCAUCCUCAUGUAGAGUGCAUUUAUUUUAUACAGGGUCAAGGUGAGGCCAGGAUAGCAGGUUUAAGUAAAGAGCUUUGUGUGGAAAAAUAUAUAAGAAAAAAUCUUUACAAUUUUGGCAAAAUAAUGUAGCUUUUUAUUAUUGAAAUCCCUGGUCUAUUUUUAGAUGUACAGAAGAGUCUGUUAGAAUCUUUUCGAUUGCAGUGGAAUAAUUACAGUUUGUUAAUUAAAAUACUAGCACCCUGUGUACUAAACUUAUGAGUCUCAUCAUUAUUAGAGCAAGGUGGCUAAGAUGAGCAUUGUGACUAAUAGGCCUCUUGAUCCACUGUUUUGAAAGAGAUGUGAUAGUUUUUAUAUGUUUAUCAAUAUUAUUUUGUUAUCUAUAUUUUACUGUGUAUUGCUGGAAUACAUGACAAUCACAGAAUGUUACACAUGUACCAGGUGAAUAAAAUCAGAUUUCAAAUAUUGCACAAA
Ostrea edulis (European flat oyster) is the source of this 3855-nucleotide messenger RNA. RefSeq names its product nuclear receptor subfamily 1 group D member 2-like. The transcript has 7 exons. The coding region runs from base 286 to 1896 and encodes 536 amino acids. Gene Ontology annotation, biological process: hormone-mediated signaling pathway; positive regulation of transcription by RNA polymerase II; negative regulation of transcription by RNA polymerase II. Gene Ontology annotation, molecular function: nuclear receptor activity; zinc ion binding; RNA polymerase II cis-regulatory region sequence-specific DNA binding. The record is from RefSeq and is a predicted model, not a curated record. NCBI's taxonomy places the organism in Eukaryota, Metazoa, Mollusca, Bivalvia, Ostreida, Ostreidae.